This is a messenger RNA of Symbiodinium sp. CCMP2592, 2322 nucleotides long. Lineage: Eukaryota; Dinophyceae; Suessiales; Symbiodiniaceae. The record is from the annotation of a GenBank genome assembly.
AUGUCUCAGAGGAAGUUGGCAGUGAUCGGUGAGCACGUGGCCAUUGCGAGCAACCACACGCGUUGCGAGUGCAUGGAAUGGACACCUUUAAGGCAGACGACAAUUCCGCUGGGCAUUCGGCUGAUGCACUUGUGCGAAUACCACUAUGCUGAUGUGGUGCUGACCCUCGCCUACGCGAGCGUCUACUUUCGAAGCGGGCUACUCAUCUGUGCUUGCCGUUCAGUCCUGCAGCCUCAGCAUCUUGGUGAAGUCAGGCAUGAGGCAUUGCUGUUGAGUUUGGCGAAGUGGGAAGGCUCUGCCAGCCGCAGCCGCCAGUCUCGAACACUGCUCUUGUCCUCUCGUGCUGCCAUGUCGUCCUCACCGUCCGAGCCCUCGGCCAUGGACGAAGAAAAGACCCAGGAGGCUCCUCCCCCGCCCUCUCCAUCCGGGCACUCGGCCAGGAAGGAAGAGAAAGCCAGGGAGGAGGAGGCGGAGGCAAGUGACUCCGACACCUCUACAGAAGUUGCCAGCAGCAAUGCUUCGCCAAAGGCUCCCGAGACCGCUGUCAGCGAGCCUCGCUCAAGCCCCGAGCGCUCCCCGUCCAAGCGCUCACACCGGUCGCAGCGCUCGCGGCGCUCCCGGCGCCCACGACGCUCGCGGCGCUCGCGCUCGCGGCGCUCGCGCUCGCGGCGAUCCCGUGGACGGACAGGUGGUGCCGGAGUUUCAAACCGCCACACCAUCAAUUGCUGGCACGGGCGUGCCUGCACACGCUACACCUGCUGGUUCAAUCAUCCAGAUGGACGAGAGAUCGAUGAGAAGCCCAUUGGUGGCAAGGGCGGCAAGAGCGGCAAGGGCAAAGGCAAGGGCAGGGGUGGCAAAAACCUUCCCUGCACCUUCCGGCGCCGCAGCAAGACACCUUGCCGCCGGCGCUCUCCGCAAAGCUCCAGCCAGAGCCGGACUCGCAGUCCUCGACGCAGGCGCAGCCUCAGCCGCUCCCCGUCUCAGAAGCAGCCCGCUCCGCGGCGCCUCACCCCGGCCUUGUCGGCCACGUCCGCAGCAGAGGCGCCGACAGAGACCGUGGCAAGGGCGCACUCAAAGGAUGCAGAGCUGAAGGCAAAGGAGGCCAGAGCGGCGAAGCCCAGUUUCCGGGACUUCGUGCUGAAGCACGUUUCCAACGAGGAUUCUCCAGACUUUGUCAUGAACAGGUUUCAGCAGUACAUUCAGGAAAGGCUGAAGGAAGAGCUGCCGGCAAUCAAGGAGACGGGGCUCUUCUUCGACCUUUAUCAUCCUCUCUCUCGGCUCCGGCGCCAUGAACUACAUCUUGGCACGACGCAGCUGAAUGCGACAACCUUUGCUCAGGACCUGCGAGAGGGAAGGUACUGCGAGCUGUCCCUCCAAACAAGCCAGGCGCGACGUGGAACCACCUGCCCGGUAGCCGGGCAUCUGCAAGCGCCCGAGUUUGCCUUCGACCCGGAUGUGGGUUCCUUGGUGAUUCGUAGCCUCCCACCGGCAGUGAGUGUAUGGGAUGUCUUGGAUGCGAUUCAGGAUCGCCCGGGGUUUUGCACUGCUGCCUGGACGAGGUUCGAAGGAAAGGACCUGGCCCGGGACUUCUUUGCCAGGUUCACUUCAAAAGAGGAUGCCACCGCGGCCGCCGUUGUGCUGAUGCGGAGCACGGACACCCUGCUCAGCAGACCAGGAAGCGAAGGGACGGGUCGUGCAUCCGUUUUGAGUCAACAGCCUGACUUGUCUGCGCUGAUGCUGCCGGAGGAGAUGUCACUUCCGGAGCGGCUUCUCAAGGACUUGGCUCUCUCCGAGCAGGUAAUGCAGCGCCUGGACGGCCUCACAGAAGUGCCCAAAGACAUCACGGCCCUGGUGCUGAAUGCCUAUGGCACCACCGAAUUCAAGCUCGACCUUCGUGUCACCUACCUACGUCGCGUGCACCACUUCUGCUUCUAUUCCGCGCGCUGGUGUGAUGACGAGUGGUCCUUGCGCGAUGCCUGCGGCAUCGCCACCUUGCGUGCGCCGGCACAAGCGGAGUGCAGGCCGGGCGAGUGGUCCGCAGCUCACGAGCAGCGACUGGAGAGCUUCCUGCACAGCGUGUCCUUCGACAAACCUGCAGCUGCCCCUGACUACACCAACGCCCACGUCGUGCAACGCCUGGCCGAGGAAAGGGAGAAGGCGAUUCUGAAGGUCACGGACGAGAAGUUCAAGUGCAAGUUAUGCGGCAAGCACUUCCGCGGAGUGGACUUUGUUCGAAAGCACGUGGGGCGUGCCCCAGCCGCAGUUGGAACUUGCCCCGUCCCCUCAUGCUGCGGCGACUUGCAGCGGAUGCCCCAACACUAA